UGAAUACCCGCUCUAGGGAGCUGUCUGCCAACUUUACAACCAAAAGCUGGUUUAGUUGGCUGGUUAAUUGGUUGCAUUGUGUACAGGAAACCAGUUUUCACUAAUAUUUAUAAGCUGCAGUUAAUUUCAGUUCUUGUGCUUUAGAAGUGUCUUUUACUUGUGACCAGGAGACCCAGCUGCUCUAGAGGCGCUUAGACUGGGUCCCCACCUUCAGUGUGUAAGGGUAUAAUGUCUCUUGAAUAAGUAGAUUAGAAAAUAUCUACAAGAAGCAAGGUUCUUUUUAAAAAAAACCCAGGAAAUUGAUGCUUCCUGAUGUUUAUGUUGCUGCCGGAAGUGUUCAGAAAAUUUCAGCUUUCGUAUUUUUCGUGCAGUUACCACCCAGCAGUUUUCACUGAUUUCUGCAGAUGAAGUUGAAAAUAGUUUGCAAUAACAGAACUUAUGAGAUAGGAGCAAAUUGCUGCAGAUGCUGGAGAUCGCAGCAGGUCAGACAGCAUCCAUGGAGAGAGAGCAAGCUAACAGAAAUUAUGAACUGCCUAACAGAGAUGUAUUGAGCAAAGUAACUUGAUCAUUUAAAGCUAGGCAGCCAUGGGUCGGUGAAAGCUCUGAUUUUUUUCCUAUGUAUUUGAGAUGAACAUUGAUUUAACAAUGAUCUUGGUUUUAGUAGGCGCUGUUGGGGGGGAAAAAUUGCUCACGUUUCUACUGCUGCCUUAUGCAGGAAAUAUAGCGGCUAAUAUUGUGUGCAGCAGGCUCCCACACCAGCCAUGUGACAGUGGACAGAUAAUGUGUGUGUUUCUGAUUUGAGAAAUUAAUAUUGAAGAGGACACUGGGGAGAAUCCCACUGCUCUUCUUUGAAGUAAUAUUCAUGUAUUGUUUACAUCACCCAAAUCUUCAUCUUAAGAUAUUAGUGGAACAGUUGGGAGUUAUUGUACAGAAUGUAGGAAAAAUUAUGAAUUUUCUGAAUGCAGUUAGCUUAAAUUUCAGGGUGCAGCAUAGCCAUCAGGAGGCAUCAGUUUCCUGGGCCUUCUAAACUUGCUUAUUGAUGUUUUCUAAUAUUCCCACCCCCACCCCAUGUCUUUAUAAUCUAAUGGGACCAACAGCACAUCAGACAGUAUUGCACUCGUGUCUGUGUCAAUUUUCACACUCAAACCAGAAUAUUGGGAUUUGAAGCAGAAACCUGGACCUGAAGAUAUAUGUUGGCGAAAGGAACAAAACGGAAAUUUAGUGAACAUGAAGAUGGGCUGGAAGGCAAAGUGUCCUGUGGGCAUGGUCCUUCCAAGGUGUCGUACACCUUACAGCGUCAGGCUAUCUUCAACAUUUCCAUCAUGAAACUUUACCAGCAGCAGCCUUUAAUGGAGCCCAGCCUGAAGAAGACAGUAUUAAUUAACAACAUGUUGAGGCGCAUUCAGGAAGAACUGAAACGAGAAGGGAACUUGCGACCUGUGUUCAUUGCCCCCUCUCAGUCCAGUGACACACUGAAUGAUAAUUACAGAGACGUCCAGCCUGCCUUCAAUCAUUUUGCUUCCCCUCCUGCCCAGGUGACUAGCACCACACCUCCAGACUUGUGCCUGACACCAGCCUCUGUCCUGGAGGAGGAUGCCUUUAGCAGCUGUCACACUGUCACACUGGGUCCCAGCAAGCCACAGAACCAUUUACAGAAAGACACUUUCUCUUCAGCCUUGGAUGAAAUUGAGGAGCUGUGCCCAUCGUCGACCACCACGGACUCAAAGAUCAGCAGAGAGCAGUCGAGCGAAGGUGGCAAUGAGAAACCUGAAGAGGUACAAGAGAACAGACCGUCCGAGACCAGGUUCGCAGACCCUUUGCCAGGCAACUUUGAAAUUACCACCACAAGCUUUUUAACAGAUCUGACGCUCGAUGACAUCCUGUUUGCGGACAUUGACACCUCUAUGUAUGACUUUGACCCCUGUGCAUCUGCUACAGGACCAAGUUCAAAAAUGACAGCUGUCACAGCAGAUGACAUUUUGAAAACCUUAUCUCCCUAUAGUAGCCAAUCAGUGACUCCAAGUCAGCCUUUCAAAAUGGACCUUGCGGAGCUGGACCACAUCAUGGAGGUUCUAGUCGGGUCAUGAUAUGGCAGAGAAACAAAAGACUAGGAUUUUAUACAAUAUUUGCAGAUAACAUUUAAUUAUUAUUUUAAAAUGUGAUGGAAUCACUGCAAAUUCUGUGCAUGCCUGUAUAAAAUAACAAUUACACUAGAUAUUGUUUGUGUAGACUUGAGAAUGUUUUCAUGUGUGCCUUGUUGUAUGGUUUUCAAUGUUCUAUUAAUCAUCGCUUUGUUACUCUGAGUACUUGCUGUAAAUGAGGGUUAUGUUCGGAGAGCAGUCCUGAUGUGCUGUGCAAUGUAUGCACUGAGCUCAAAGGGCACGUGACUUUCUUUCUAUAACAGUAAGCCAGACUCUGAAAGUCUCAAUAUUUUUCCAGUUGUCUUUAGUUCAGACAUUCAUUUCAUUAUUAACUGUGGCUGUUUUAGACUAUAUUGUGUUUGUUUGUGUUUUAUUUUUGUACAGGAUUGGCAGUUGAUUGUAUCCUUUUCGGAAAUAGUUUUUGAUACACAGGAGAUAGCUAUUUUGCUAGGACAUGCUCUCCCUGAACUCCGCUAGGUUCAGGUGAACAAGAGUCACUUCUACUUUUUAUACUAAAAGAUAAGCUGAAUGUUAAUGUAGCAGCUGCAAGCAGAAUAUUCAUGCAACUGGGAUCUGUAAGAGGAUCUAAGAUAAUAAGCAUACUAUUAAAGAAAAGAUGUUCAGGAAAGAAAAGUGUAUCUUAAUGAACAGAACUUGUCAGGAAUAAUUGUCCCUUUCCCAGCGUGUUUGACUGAACCCUAAAUGCAUCACUUAGCACAUUACCUGUAUAUUCCUCAGAGAUGCUUCAAUGUUGGCAUCUUGUUCAAAGCUGUAUGAAUUGGACCGACAGGUUCAGAAUGUGUUGGUCCUGUCCUGUUGGUUAGAUUUGUUGAUACAGUCUAAGGUUUUGUGUUUCUUGUCCUGGACGUCUCUGGAAGCAGUGUGAAGAGCUUGGUGAUUGGCUGGACCAAUGGCGUAUUUCUUUAACCGAUGAGGUGGAAGAAUUGGAAAAAUGAACAGAGAGGAUGAACAGGGGGAGGAACUAGAGUGAGUGAUUUACUGUCAUACUAGAUACGCAAAGAGAAAUUAAGAAAGGAAUGAAAGUUUAAUAUGAGACGGUGGAAGAAAAGAGAAACCAAAAAAUAUUCACUUUUAGACAUUUAAAGAAAAAAAUCUCCUUAAACAACCUGAAGGAAUGGAUUUCCAAACUUGUUCGCUUUCUGGCCUAGAUAGGUUGACUUGAAGUCUUCGAGCAGUCAUUCUUGUUGUACAAAGGGUAAUUAUGUUGAUAAUUACUAGACCUAGUUUCCUGUGAGUUUAAGGAACAACUAGUACAUAAAUAUAAUUGCUUGAUGAAAAUCACAGGGAGGUUGAAAGCAACAUGUUGUUUCCAUGAAGCUAAUGGAAUGGCACAAAGCUUUUGGCAACUUGGAUUUUAUGUGAAAUCCCAUCUUUGCCAUGGGUUGAUGACAUUGACACACUGUCCACCACAUAGUCAGUAAAAUCUGGGUGCCUCUUGCAUUAUUCUCUACUUAUUCCUGACCAUCUCUUUAAUUCAUUGAUUCUGGAGUAAGAGCUGUCUGCAUGCUCCUCUCACUGCAACACAUCCAGUUUGCAUCCUAGUGACAUUCUGAUACCUAUGAAAGUGGGUGAAAUGAACAACGUCGAUGUCUUGUUUUGUCAGAAAGUGUACGUGCAACGACCUGGUGCAGUGCUGAACGUUCUUAGGUGUUGGGGAGGGUGUGGGGGUUGUUAGGAUCAGACCAAACGGGUUUCCAGUUGCUUGGUGGAACUGGGCGACGCAGAUUUGGUCAUGCCUUUUACUCCCAAGCUGCCCUUCCUCACUGGAAUUGCACGGUGUGAGAGCGGGUAUGCCUUUAUAAAAAUAAACAUAUCUUUAUAAAUUGGGGUUUCAAAGCAUCUUGACUGCAGCUGCAUUUUCUCUGACUGUAAAAUGCAGCAGUACACUAUAGCUCUAAAUGAGGCGGUGCUGGGAGUGGGGUUUUCAGUUUAAAAAUGUUCAGGAAACCAGCAGUAAAUUUUUUUUCUUUUUGUUGCUGAUUUUAAAGGUUCUAUUCUAGCCAGAGGAGUGCACCUGACUCCUCUUCAACUUUACCAAUUAUUUUCUCUUUUUUGCUCAUUUUAAAAAAAAAGCUUGUGUACAAUAUUCAGAAAAUGGUUACUAUCGGAGGUGCUUUCUGCACUUCACUGUUGGCUGUGAUUCUGUGGAUGCCUUUCUGCUGCAAUUCCAGUGAACCUUUCCCGAGCCUCUACCCCGAAGCCAGCCGUGGAACUCUCUGUUGUGGUGCUUCAUUUUGUAUUAAUCUCUAGCCAGGUUUCUGAAGAACAAUUGCUCUCCUCCUUUUCUGCCUCCCAACCACCACUUCCCACUUUUUAGUUUUAAACAAUCAAAUUUCAGGCCAAAAUCUGAACUCGAUGCAUGACUUUUACACUGAGUGUAAUUAUGCUUUCUCCGGCUUAUAUUUAUGCACAAGCAUAUUUGGUAUUUCUUUUGUAGCUUGCUUUAAAGAUGAUUGGAAUGUACUAUGCCUAAUGCCAAAUUAUGUCAUUGCAUUCUAGAUUUUGUUAUUUUUUAAUGGUACCAUAGAAGUUGUGUGGAAACUACAACAUUGUAUUGUUGCAAUGCAAAUGGCUAAUUCAGGAGUCAAUCUUUUUAAAUUAAUUUAUUUAAGAAUGUUUGUUUAAAUUAUGUUUGGUAUCCCAUGUUGUGUUAUCUGUUAAAAUUCUGCUCUUUGUCCUUGCAAUGAAAUUUGUUUGCUGUAAUUGUGACUAUCUUUGGGUUUUUAUGUUGAAAAUUUGAAACUUUUUACAAACAAGAUGAAGGAACAGCCAAUGGUUGGGCUUUAUUUGGGCCUAGUUUCAGACAGUGUUUUCCCCUCAAAAGCUAAGGCUUAGAAUGUGUGGGUUGCCACCAGAAAUGGUUAUGUGUAACAAUGUAAAGUUUCAGCUUACAAGAGUUAAAGAAUUGGGCAAAUUCUCUUGUCCAGUUAGAUGAAUCUGAUAAAUUAUUGAGCUUUGAAUUAAUCUGGAACUAACCUAAAACUGAUUCCUUCCUUGAAACGUAUUCACUAUGCAGUUUAUAUCCUGUCUGAUUUUAAGAAUAUUAGGACUUCCAAAAUAACAUUUAGAUUUAAUGCAGUGUUUUAAUGGGGAUUUUUAUUAAGCAUACUUGGAAGUGGCCAUUUCAAAAUGGUGCCAGUGUACAAAAGCUGUUUAAUGUAAAGUGUACAUUGUUUGGACAGAGCAGGUACAGUAUGAACUCAAGGAUCAUGCAGCAAUUUCUCGCUGGUUCCUGGAAGGUAACACCACCAAGAACAGAAUAGAACAAAAGCCUUUAGGUUGUGAAGUGAUAUCUCUCCUCAUACCUUAUUUAUUCUCUUUGUAAAUAUAUUUAUUUUUAUUGUGUAGCCAACAGAAUCUGUUAAAUGGAUUUGAUGUGUACAGAAUGUAUGUCUCGUAGGAAUGUACAUUUCUAUGCUGAAUAGUGGAAGCCAUAAUCCGAGAGAUUGUUGUGUCCAAGUUGCCUUGAGGUUCCCUCAAGUGCUUUUGACUUUGGUCAAAGCAGCAACACCCAGAAUGUCGGGCCAACCUUGGAACUGUGCCUUUUUCUAUGCAAUAUUUCAAAAUGGACAUCUGAAAGCAAGGUUACUGUACUCACAGAAUUUCAAACUGUCAUUGACUCAAUGCAAUUAGACAAAUGUAGGUGGAGUUGAGCAAUCUUACUUUUGUAGUUUUCUAUUUGACAAUAAACUGUAAAAUCAA
This is a messenger RNA of Stegostoma tigrinum, 5864 nucleotides long. It is a transcript of the gene sertad2b, whose product is annotated as SERTA domain containing 2b. The record is from RefSeq and is a predicted model, not a curated record. The transcript has 2 exons. Gene Ontology annotation, molecular function: transcription regulator activity. Gene Ontology annotation, cellular component: nucleus. Lineage: Eukaryota; Metazoa; Chordata; Chondrichthyes; Orectolobiformes; Stegostomatidae. The coding region runs from base 1191 to 2087 and encodes 298 amino acids.